Fusarium graminearum PH-1 is the source of this 3180-nucleotide messenger RNA. RefSeq lists its product as uncharacterized. The record is from RefSeq and is a predicted model, not a curated record. NCBI's taxonomy places the organism in Eukaryota, Fungi, Ascomycota, Sordariomycetes, Hypocreales, Nectriaceae. The coding region runs from base 1 to 3180 and encodes 1059 amino acids. The transcript has 2 exons.
AUGGCUGCAGGGUUUGCCUUGUUAGCAGCUGUUUGCUUACUGCUAUACUUUUCAACUUCGAGAGAGCUUGGGAUACAUGCAUUUUGUGGCUCGAUCGCUGGACAUGCAGCUAUUCUUGCCAAUAGCCCUAUCCUAAACAACCUAUUGAGAACCUCAGGACACUUGAACGACAAAGGUUUGGCUUCUGUUGUGGAUAAAGUCCAAUUCAAGGUAACGACGAAGGACAGCGGAGAUGUGAGCAUUGAUAUCUCCGAGGAUGAUUCUUUGUUGGGCACAGCAACCCCCAAAAAUACUUUGAAGGCUACAUCUCGUCGUUACUACUUUGGCAAGCAGAGUAGACUUGAAAUCUGUCACAGAGACCAGAAUGAGAAUGAUAAAGCUUGGGUACCUAUCACUGGAAGUUUCGCUUUUGUUAUUGUAACAAUCGCCUUCCCCAUCCUGGCCAUAUGUGCACUGGAACUUCUUUAUCAACUUUCCAAUCAGAGGCAGGGUCUUAUUGAUAUGCAUAAGAACGACUCAACUAGCUUAUCAUAUGUCAUCCGCAUGGCUUCGACGGCAGUAGCUUUCGCCAUUGCCACUAUGUUCAACAGUCUCGAUUUCACCAUCGCGACACUCGCCCCUUAUAGUAGUACCCUUCGGUCAGGAAACGUUCAGGCAAACAGGAGUAUUUUGUUUCACCUACUUUCUGUCUCUUCGUUCUUAGUUAUCAUCAAGACCCUUCGAGCUGGUUACUUGGGUGCAGCUACUUCCAAUAAAUCAACUAUCUUGGGCAGCUUUCUCACAAUUGUUGUUUCUGGCCUCUGGAUCCUGAAUGGGAAUGUCAUUCUUGAGAAACCGUCUUCGGUAAUGGUUACAAACUGGCAUAAUUCAUGGCCCAUCAGAACUAAUGAUAAUGGAGGUGCUUCUAUGGCGCUCAAUCUUGUUCGCCAUGGCCGCAGCAAUACAUCUUUGGGAAUAUGGGAAGAUGUCGUCCUCCCAGAUAUUGAGUUCUCUGAUCCACAUACUCUGGCAUCUGAUACUAUUACCCAGUUUUCGAACUAUACUUACAAAGUCGGAGCUUUGAGACCGUUUCUCAGUUGCAUCUCCGUUCCUUGUAAAAACUACACAAUUGAUGGCGGAAGUGGCAAUGUGUCAGUACAGUUUUUUCCUCCAUACAAUUGCGACGAUGUCGAUGUUAAUGAAGUGGUAAAAAUUCCUUAUGGAUUCGUUUUAACCGCGGACUACGUUGAAGGUUGGUUUGGCAAGUACGUUGACUUGGACACGCACGCCGGCAGAUCUGAUGCUGACUACCCAUCGAUCGGCAUUGUACUCGGGCAGGUAGGAGACAUCUUUGGGCGGGUAAACGACACGGAAAUAUCCAGGUGGAAUUUGAAGGCAUUAGCCUACUCUCAGGGCAUUGAGGAAGUUCCCAUCGACGUCAAAUACAAAGGCAAUCCCGCGUUGCGCCAGAUCAAUGAAAAGAUGCCACCAAAACUGGAACGAGAUAAGGCGUGGAGAUGGACGAACAAAACGUCAAAGUCUCAAACAUUUGGUUACAGACUUCUUAGCCUCUUCGAAAAUCAUCAGGAAUCUUUCCCCAACGAACGUGCCACGCACUUCGAUAUGUGCUGUCACCGCAGUAAUAGUCAUUCAUAUACACAAGAGCGUAUUCAAGGCCGGAACAGACUAUUCCAUAUUCACCUUUCACUUCCCGCUUCAUCAAACACAAGUUACUGGUCUCCUUUCACUUGCACUUGUCGUGAUCAGACUUAUUGCUGGAGCUGGCUCUACACUUCUCGUCUGGCGAAUCAUUUUUAUCCUUCUCGAGCACUCAGCUUGCGUAUACCGAUUCUGCCCGCCAUCAAGGCAGAGAUAUCGCUGUUUUGGUCCCUGUGGGCAACAAUCGCUCUUGCUUUGAUGUGGCCUCAUGGUUUUGCAGCGCCACUUGCAUCAUCUUCACUUUCCUGGAACCCCGAUACUAUAUUGCGCAAUGACAACCAAACAGCCUCUAUAGAAAGGAUUGGAGACUUGACCCAAUGGGCCGCUAUCCUCCAUCCCGAUAUGCGAGCGACCACAGUCAUUAAUGCCGCGGCCUUAACGGCGAACGAUCCAAAAUAUGCUUUCAAACCAGACACUAUCCCCCUACGGAGGUAUUUCAACCCAAACGAGAAAAUACCUACCAACAGUAGUAUCAACCUUCGUGUCCCUUACCUAGCGACUAGCAUCCGAUGGAUCAACGCAACGGACAACGAGAGAUCACAACAUGCUGGAAAUGCAGACUACUCUGAUGUCAGUCACCCACUGCAAAGUAGAGCAAUAGGAGCAACAUCGAUCAUCAUGGAUGAAAAAUGGAACCCAAGAAGCCAAAUACCGAAACAAUCAUCUAUUCUCAAAACAACUAAACUGGUCGCGGUACGACUCUCAAUGGUGCCAUCUGAGGAAGAGCUCAAAAAGGGACGUCUUCCUAGUGACAAGGACGAAUGCCCAACAGUCACGGCUGAGUUCGGAAAACUCCCUCCUGUCGUCCAAAAGAAGGUUCCCGUUAUGUAUGGGAAAGGCCAAAUCAGAACCUAUGAUUGCUACAUACUAGCGGAAGUGGAGAUGACUGCUGGCAUCUAUGAGGGACAGGACUGUGGGGUCGUCUCUUCUGACUCGACAUCCCAGUCCUAUGCCAACUGCUCAGUCAAGCGCGACGAUGAGGCUAUCAAAGAGGACUGGCUUCACAGUCUUUCCCUCGAUUUCACAUCCGAAGUCCUCAAGUAUACUGUGUGGCAGAACUUCGCCCAGCCUUGGAUUACUCCAGAUCUGAAUACAGCGUCAGAAGAUGCUGUCUCUUUAUCAGUGGAUAAGCAAAAGAUCUACAUCUGGCUGUCAAUGAACGCGACUCUCACGUUGGCUGCACUUAUCGUUUAUGUCGCAAGCAUGAAGGCAAAUACCAAAACAGUCCGUGAUACAACCCUCGCGCCUUUGACGAUAGAUCUUUCAGAUAUCUUACACAAACCUGAAACUAGUGGUCUCUGUACGGCUGUAAGUCUCAAUGACAAGGACCAUAAACUUCCAAGGCUGCGAUGGCAGAGAGAUGUCAGGGGCAGUGAAGAUGAUACUGAUCAGGCGGCCACAUUCUGCUGCAGAAAGAUUGUUUUUGCUGAAGAUUCGGAGUCAGUGCGUCCUCCCAACACAGAUGAAAAUUCACAGUCCUGA